AUGAGCGCCCGGGCCACGCGGCCCCGAAGCCGGCGAGGGAGGCAUGCCCCACCCGUUGAGCUGGACCCUGUGGCUGAGAGCUCAGAGGAGGCCGAGGCAGCCAGCGGAAGCUCUGAGCCAGGCCCCGUGCCAUCCCAGGAGAGCGGCAAGCCUGAGCUGCCGGGCCCUGAGGCCGAGGAGCGUGGGCAAGGCCUGAGGAGCAGAACCGACAAGGAGGCCAAUGUGGACUCUAGCAGGGGGCUGGCCCCGGCCCCCGAUGGGCCCCAGGAGCCUGCAGAAGCAGCCCACUGUGCCCCCGAGGCCGAGGAGACUGUCCCCUCUGGGCCUGGGGCCCCCGACGUGUUCCAGACACUCCAGCACGCUGUGAGCUCGCUGGAGGCUGCCGCCGCCGCCUGGCGCCGCCAGCCCCUGAGCUGUCCCGGGCCGAUGGAGAUGGAGGGCAGAGUCCAGGGGGAACCCAGGCCCUGCCCGGAGCUGGAGGGGGCAGGGGGCUGCCAGCGGGAGGCAGCCCACCUGGCGGAAAGGAACGCCUGGCUGCGUUUGGCCCUGGGCAGCCGGGAGGACGAGCUGAUCCACAUGCAGGCCUCCCUGGAGGCCCUCCAGGGGGAGAAGGAGACGCUGCAGAGGGAGGUCCAGGAGCUGCAGGAUUCCCUGCUGAGGCUGGAGUCCUUGCCACCUCCCUCCCACAGCCAAGUGGGUGGCUUGGGCAGCAGUUCCAGCAGUUCUGGGACCGUCAGGGAAUCCUGGACCACUCAGGAUCCCUUCUCCCUGUCUCACCCCCUGCUCCGGCGCAUCCAGAGUGAUUCCAGUGCCCAGAUCCUCGGGCCUCUCCCCAACCGGCCCCUCACUCCUGAGAUGCACAUUGUGGAAGCUCAGACGGAGCAGCUCCAGGGAAGCAUCGAGAAGCUCAAAUGUUUUAACCGUCUGCUGUCAGCUGUGCUCCAGGGAUACAAGGGCCAGUGUGAGGGCCUCAGCAUGCAGCUAGGCCAGUGGGAGGCUGAGGCCACAGCACUGCGUCUGGCCUUGCAGUACAGUGAGCAUUGUGAGGAAGUGUACGGAGUCCUGCUCACUCUCCGGAAGGCAAGCUCAGGAGCAGAAGUCCCCAGGAGCGAUGUGGAGGCAGCCGAGAAGGAGGCUCAGAGGCUGCUGGCUCAAGAGGAGGCUGUCAUGGAUGGAGAGGCACUGUGGGAUCCCCAGCCAAGCCCCGAGGGCAGCAGUGUGGACAGGCCCACUCUGCAGGAAGUGGCUGUCCAGCUCCGGGGCUAUGUCCAGCGUCUCCGGGAGCGCCGCGCCCUGGUGAAGACUCUCCCUGAGCCUGGCCCCACCUUGGCAGCCAUGCCCACUCUGCCCCACGCAGAAGCCCUGGUGCAAGCCAUUCUGGAGACUCAGCCUGGCCCAGCCUUGCCCCGGCUGGACAAGAGGCAGAUCCAGCAGGACCUGGAGGCCACACGGGAGACGCUGGAGGACCUGGUGCUGAGGCUCCAGCUGGUGCGGCGGGAGAGGCGGGGGCUGGAGCUGCAGGAGGCCGCCCUCCGCGCCCAGGGCCCGGUGCACACGCUCCUGCUGGUGCAGCUGCAGUGGGAGCGGGCGCAGCUUCAGACUCGGGGCGCCAGCAGCAGCGGCGGUGGCAGCAGUGGCGGGAGCAGUGGAGACGAGGAGGCAUGGUCCCAGGGCCCCGCUGUGCCUGGAGGCAGCAGGGGCAGUGACGGAGGCCAGACGGGGAAAGUGCAGGAUCCAGAGGCGCUAGCUCAGGGACUGUCAGCGUCACUCGCCCGCGCCCUGGGCCUGUGGGAGCAGCUGCAGUUUCUCCGGGAGGAGCUGGAACAGGUGGCUAAGAAGGGGCGAGCCAGACGUGCUCAGAGUGCCAAGCUGAACAGCGAUCUGUGUAAGGCGCACAGAGCCCUGGUUCUGGCCUUCCGAGGAGCCCAACGGAAGCAGGAAGAGCAGCGGAGGAAGCUGGAACAGCAGGUGGCACUAAUGGAGGCCAGGCAGGCAGAGGAGCUAGCCGUGCUGGAAGCCACCGCAAGAGUGCUGGGGAGGCCCAGGCCAGCCCGCCCACCCCCUGGGCCAGGGGAGACCUGUCUGUAG
Messenger RNA from Pipistrellus nathusii (Nathusius's pipistrelle), 2088 nucleotides. Lineage: Eukaryota; Metazoa; Chordata; Mammalia; Chiroptera; Vespertilionidae. The record is from the annotation of a GenBank genome assembly.